AUCGACGUGAGUUUUGUUCUGUUCUUGUUCUCUUUCUUCUGUUCUUCAUGUUUUUCUCCCUGUUGAACUCAAAUUCCAAUGAAUAACUUUUUAUUUUAUUUUUUUUGUGAGGGAUUCAUGUAAAUCUUGAGAUCCAGAUAAAUCGAAGAAGAGGGUGAUGAAUCUGGAAGCCAAUUGAGCUCUGAAAGAUGAAGAAAUCAGAAGAAAUAGAAAUUAGGGUUUCUGCUAGAAUUGAAUAAGUUGUUUUUAGAAUAUGCAGAUGGAGAUUAGAGAUGGGUAUUGUGUGUUGAGAGUAAGGGAGGAGAUUUAGCUACUGAUUCUCAACUCACAUGGAAGAAUUAGUGAAUUAGGGUUUUAUGAGAAUCAGUGAUGUCCAUGAGAAAAUUUAUUUUUCCGUCCGCUGCGGAUUUUUUCUUAUAUCGAUCUAAAAGAGAAAGCAUCCUCCUUCUUUCACACUUUCUAUUAAAAGCUCCGAGCCCGAGCACAAGAAACAGAAGACCGUGCUCAUGGAUUUUAGGGCGCGUUUCAAAGGGUUUAUGAAGAAUUAGAAGAUGAGUUCAAUGGAAAUCAACAGGUAGGUAAUGAGGUGCUGGUUGUCUGUUUCAAAUAUGAGGGAAAAUGAUUGAGAAAUUAAGAGAUAGAUGAAGCAGAUGGAUUUGAUCUGAGAUUUGAGAAUCAACGAAUUGUUGGUAGUAAUGUUCUGAUUAAUUCAGUUCUAUGAUUUGACGGAGAUGGUGAUUCAGAAAACAAUCAAUCAAGAAGGAAAUCACUAAUUCGUCUUUGCAGGGAAUUAGGUUUGGGACAUCAAGUCUCUCCAUACUUCCAUUGUGGAAAACUAAAUCCGGGAUUUGUAAGGUUAUUGAAUCGGGAAAUGAUGCAGAACCAGAUGAUGUAGAGAUAAAAGGACCUGAACUUAAUGCCAAAGAUGCCAAAUGAUUCUAAACUCCCUGGAAACUAUUGAGAAAAUAAUUGCUGGAGGUCAGUUGGAGAAACUGAAUUUAAAGUUUAUUUGAGGAAAAUUGGAUUGGGAUUAACAGGGAAGAAAAACGUUCUUAUGGAUCGAAUUAAGGAACAUCUUGGGAUCAUAAAUGGUGGUGGAGAACAGAAGUAUCUGGUGUCUAGCUUUGUGUACAACUGCAAAGGCUGGAAAUCAUUUCAUGCCUCAUCUGAAUCAGGACAAUGGAGAAAGGUGUCAUGUAGGUGGAAGAUAGAAUAUGCUGAUGUUAUGAAUUGGAACUGCAUACCUAACUGGAAUCACUGCAUUUUUGAAGCCUAUAACCAAUAUUGUUCUCUAUUAAGAAAGUUUAAUUGUAAGCUUCAUAGAUGCUUCGUCUAUGCAAGGAAACAUCAAAAUAAAGAGCUCAGUAUGAGGUGCCCUUGGUUUUACACUUGAUGGAUACGAAAACUUCUGCACAGGUGAUAUAUGGUCAGGUUCUGAAGGUGACAUAUAGAAGCAAGCCACAUCAAAUCAAAAAUCUUAAGCAUGCAUCGGGGCCACACCAAAUCAAAGAUCCUAAGCGACGGGGCAAGGCGAAGCCGCACCAAUCAAAAAUCCUAAGCUACAGGGCGGGGCGGGGCAAAUCCCUGGGACUAAAUCAAAAGUUUACUGGUGUUAUUAUUCAAUCGAUGUUAUGGCAUAGACGUUAUAUAAAAUGUUUAUCUCAUAAGAUGGUGAUUAGAAGUUUUUUCUCCUUUUAAAUUUGUGUUGCCUACUGCUUAAAUGGAAAUGGAACUUUCUAUGUUGAGCAAGGAAAAUUCAAGCUCUUAUAUAUGUGGACUUGGCGUUACACGUUCUUUGAUCCCCCUCGGACUUCUUUCCAGGUGCUGCGAUAAAUUUCUAAGGAAGACCUAAUAAAUUAAUAAAAGCAGAUUAUUUUGUAAUUUUUCUAACUCAGGCUACUGGGCACUGCACCUGUUAAUUUGUUUGGGUGUUGGUGUUCGCUAUUUUAUCAUUUUGUUUGCUACCUAUUAUAUGCCUUAAUUAUA
Molecule: messenger RNA, 1986 nt
Organism: Papaver somniferum (opium poppy)
Lineage: Eukaryota; Viridiplantae; Streptophyta; Magnoliopsida; Ranunculales; Papaveraceae
Exons: 8
Coding region: 1055-1393 (112 amino acids)
Source: RefSeq, a predicted model, not a curated record